UGUAGAGUACAUAAACACGCAAUGGUCAUUACAAUUUCGAAAAUAGAUUAUUCCAAUUGUUAAUCGCAGAUAAAUAUAUAGUUUAUAUUGGAAAUGGCGUAUUCUUGCAUUGUGCAGUGUUGUGGAAAUAAUCGUUCAAACGUAAAAAUUUCUGAUGAAUAUAUCAGUUUUUUUCGUCUGCCUGAUGUUGACGUGAUGCGUGAAGGUUGGCUGAAGAGAAUUGGGACGGUAAAAAUGCCGGCAAACCACCAACAUGCUAGAAUAUGUUCGAUUCAUUUUACCGAACAAUCAUUCGUGAAUCCUGCUAGCGCUGAAAUACAAACAGCAACAAGGAAUAAAAGACGUAGGCGCCUUGUACCUCAUGCAGUUCCUACGUUGUAUCUGACAGAAGAUAGUAAUUCGAGAGUAAGAGAACAGUUGGAUUUCAAAAUUAUUCGUAAAGAAUUUGUACUUCGUACGCAAAGUUCAGUGUCAAAGAAAAAACCGCCCGAUGCUGAAGAAAUUAGCUGUGAACAAGACAAACUCAAUGUAUCUGCAUCGAACCAGAGUCCUGAAAUCGUUUCUCUCUUUACAACUCCGACGCUACGUGAGAAACUUUCAGAUCAAUUCGCUGAAAAUAUGAUACCGAAAUCGUUGUAUAAUACUACCGAGUGCAGUACAAGAUACCAGGUAGAUGAUACACCAAUUGAUGAGAACACAAAACAUGACGUGAGAGCUGUAGCAACAUUUCCCAGGAGUUGUAGUUACACCGUGAAAGAAGAGAAACGUGAAUCUGUCGGCGAAGAAGGAUCUCCAGCAUGGAAGCGAACGAAACAAUUUAUUACUGAGCACCUCGUCGAAAGAAAAACUGCAAAUGAGGCAAAGCCUACCGAAGAAGACCCUGAAACAAGAAUUAAAUCGCCCAUUGAACAAAUUAAUUAUCUCCAAACGCUUGUUCAAUUCUACAAGAAUUCAAAGACCAAAGACGAGGGGGAAAUUGAACAACUUCGGGCUCAAUGUGCAGCAUAUGCUCUUGACUUGAAAAAGGAACAGGAUGAAAAGAACAAACUGUUUGUCGAAAUCAGUGAAUUGCAGAAGUUAAAUGAGAAACUGUAUACAAAACUGGGAUCAGCGGAAAUCGAACAGAAUGCAUGCAAACAACAACAGAAAAGUAUUUUACAUUCCAUCCUGCAAUCCUAAGUCACGGAAGGACAAAUUCGUUACAUUUUAGAAGGGUGUAAAUGGGUCAAUUGAUCCAUUGUGAUUUUGCUGCGCUAUUUCCCUACAGAGUGUGAACCCAAAAGCUUAUAGAUACUUGAGGAAUAAAUUGGAUUUUCCAUUCCCUUCACUAUCGUCACUGUGAAGAUGGGCUUUAACCAAGUUCGUCAUAUCUGAAGGAUUUAUCUCAGACGUUUUGACAGUGAUGGGUGAAAAAAGCAAAGUAUUGACACCCAUGGGAAAAAUUGCGGUGUUAACUUAUGAUGAGAUGGCUUUUACACUGGAAAUAUGGUUUGACUUGAGACUGGAAAAAAUGGUUGGUCCUUGUACGAAAGUUCAAGUCAUUAUGGUUCGUGGACUCUUUAAUAACUGGAAAAAACUGAUGUAUUACAAAUUUGAUCAACCAAUGAAUAAAUUAAUAUUAAAUGAAGCCUUAUCACUGUUCGACCUAGCCGGAUAUGAAGUAGUCGCCUGCUCUUGUGAUAUUGGUAAUAAAGGAGUUUGGGGAGAGCUUGGCAUAAACAGUGAUACUCACUAUUUUCCGCACCCUACGAUUAACAACGCGUUUAUACACACUGUCACUGAUGUUUUACACCCUUAGAAACUAUUACAAAAUUAGUAUGUGGAUGACUAAUUAAUUUAUCUGGUUGUGGUGAAGACAGAUAUUGACUAUGAUAUGCUCUUUAAUGUAUUACCUAUAACAGUAUAAGUAUAUUAAUGGACCUGCGUAUAUUAUUAACUCAUUCU
Molecule: messenger RNA, 1944 nt
Organism: Diprion similis
Lineage: Eukaryota; Metazoa; Arthropoda; Insecta; Hymenoptera; Diprionidae
Exons: 4
Coding region: 94-1179 (361 amino acids)
Source: RefSeq, a predicted model, not a curated record